AUUGAAACAUUCUCGUCAAUCGAAAAUCCGACCCGCCUUCGAUGUCGCUUCCCCCAGACAACACGCACGCUCUGUUCUACUCUCUCUCUCUCUCUAACUCGUGCGUUGACUGACGACUUCUCCAAGAACCUCUGCGCGAGCGCUGCAGAGAGAGAGAGAGAGAGAGAGAGAGAGAGGGGUGUCAGCAAUGGCGUCGAGUUCGUCGAAGAACCACGUGCUGCCGGUGUCGGAUCCCCCGCCGGCGCGCGACGAGGAGAGGGAGCGGCUCCUCAAGCUCGACGACAAGCUCUUCGUGGGAUCGACCAUGACCAGGCGGGGCGCCUACGCCGCCGUCUCCUACAUGACCUGCGCAGUGCUCUUGGUGAUGUUUAACAAAGCAGCUCUUUCUUCCUAUAAAUUCCCAUCUGCAAAUGUCAUUACUCUGUUACAGAUGAUAUGUUCCUGUUCUUUUCUCUAUGCAAUGAGAAAGAGGAAGAUAAUCAACUUUACAGUAGGUGAAUCUUCGUUUGGUUCAGAUAAUACCAAAUUGCUUGUGCCAUUGAGGACAUUGGUUCAUACUCUUCCUCUUUCACUUGCCUAUUUGUUGUACAUGCUAGCCACUAUGGAGUCUGUUCGUGGAGUAAAUGUCCCAAUGUACACCACCCUUAGGCGGACGACGAUAGUAUUUACAAUGGUAGCAGAGUGGAUUCUGGCAGGUCAGAAGUAUUCAUCUUCUAUCAUUGGAAGUGUUGGAUUGAUUAUUCUUGGUGCAUUUGUCGCUGGAGCAAGGGACUUGUCAUUUGACUUUCAUGGCUACUUUGUUGUCUUCUUGUCCAACAUUACCACAGCAAUAUAUCUUGCAACAAUAGCUCGUAUCGGGAAAUCAAGUGGGCUGAAUAGCUUUGGCUUAAUGUGGUGCAAUGGGAUUAUAUGUGGACCAAUUCUACUGUUCUGGACAUAUGUCACGGGGGACAUAGCAACGGCAUUGGAUUUUCAGUAUCUUUUCUCACCUGGUUUCAUGGUUAUCUUGCUUUUCUCCUGCAUAUUGGCUUUCUUUCUGAAUUACUGUAUAUUCCUAAACACAACCCUCAAUUCAGCAGUAACGCAGACCAUCUGUGGAAAUCUAAAGGAUUUUUUCACCAUUGGACUUGGCUGGAUUAUUUUUGGUGGGCUUCCAUUUGAUAUUUUGAAUGUUGUUGGGCAAUUUCUUGGUUUUCUCGGCUCUGGCUUGUAUGCAUACUACAAGCUCAUGGGGAAGUGACAGCUUCAAGCUUUUCAGCCUCCUUGUUCUGGGAUAAUGAGCGCUAGUAUCAUUCCAAGGAAUCAAUUGAAGAUGGUUUAAAGCAAACUCCAACCAAAGGAAUUUUCUAACUACAGAGAAGCUGCUACUCCGACUUUUCAAUAAUAUUCAAGAUAGAAAAGCUUUCUGAGGAGCUUGACAGCCAUUUAACGGCCUUGGAACUCUGCUAUAUCAUCCUGCUUUCCUACCCAAUCAAGACGAGCGUUUAGCAAGCCUUUAGAAGGAGAGAAGCAACUUGUCUGAGCUGCUGAACUUAUAACUCGUUGGUUCUUUGGAAGUUUUUAUCGAUACGCAGUUUCCAAGUUUGCCGAUUUUAUAAUAGUAGAGGAAACGGCAGCAAUUUUCAUGCUCUUUUUGGUAGCGACAGCAUUAUUUGUUGAUAUGUUAUCUGAGUCCUCUAUAUUUGCUUUUACAAGUGAAAAUUGAUAUAGCUACGGCAAGUAAUUGGUCAUUUACCUACUAA
Eucalyptus grandis is the source of this 1742-nucleotide messenger RNA. RefSeq names its product UDP-N-acetylglucosamine transporter UGNT1. The record is from RefSeq and is a predicted model, not a curated record. Bases 188 to 1240 code for a protein of 350 amino acids. The transcript has 10 exons. Gene Ontology annotation, cellular component: Golgi apparatus. Lineage: Eukaryota; Viridiplantae; Streptophyta; Magnoliopsida; Myrtales; Myrtaceae. Gene Ontology annotation, molecular function: GDP-fucose transmembrane transporter activity; antiporter activity.